Molecule: messenger RNA, 1168 nt
Organism: Adelges cooleyi (spruce gall adelgid)
Lineage: Eukaryota; Metazoa; Arthropoda; Insecta; Hemiptera; Adelgidae
Product: kelch-like protein 41a
Exons: 3
Coding region: 161-568 (135 amino acids)
Molecular function (GO): protein binding
Source: RefSeq, a predicted model, not a curated record
UAGCGUAUCAUAAUUAAAUUAAUCCGUUUGUUAUUUGUAAUAUCCGCGGUGUCCGCUAACAACGAUUUUUUAAGAUACCCGUGAAGUUGAUAAUAUAUUUGCAUAAUCUAUUGACGUUUGUUGUUUUCUGUUUUUGAUAUUGUAAAUAACAACACUCGCUAUGGAUGUUGACAUGAGUGGGCUUAGGGGUUUCAUCGAAAUUGCCCGGCACUCCAACGAAAUGCGCAAGAAAAAUCAAUUAGUGGAUUUCGUAUUGGUUAACGACAACGGUGACCAAGUGUGGGGCCAUACACCCAUGAUGGCUUCAAUGAGCCCUUUAAUUGAAGAAAUUGCUAAGAUGGGUGAAAGAAGAGCGCUUUUGAAAAAUAUAAGUGCUGGAUCGCUGGAACAUAUAGUUAAUUUCAUGUAUACUGCUGAUGUAGCCUUCUUAACUCGUGAUAAUGUUGAUAAUAUUUUAGCUGGAGCUUCUGAACUGAGAAUGAGACACUUACAAGAAGCGUGUUUGGAUUUUUUGCAAAAUAAUGCGAAUGGCAAUGAAGACAAUUUGACUGCGAGAUGUCUUGGUUAAAAUAGUAUGAUGGUUAAUAAGUAUUUAUUCAAUUUUUUGAACUUGGAACUAUUACUUGUAGUAUUUAACUAAUAACUUGAUUGCUAAUUUUUUUUUUGUACAACAUACAUUGCCAGAUUUUAAAAGGAGUUUAAUUUCAUUAUGCCUACAGUUUUUUAUUAUUUACGUUGACCCCAAGUCUGAUUCAUCUUCAACAUCUCAUACUUAUCUAGUCGUGAACAUAUAUUUAGUUUUCUUCUGCUAUCUCCCAUAAUUAUAAACUUACUUACUUAAAUUUUUCCUUUAAUAUAAUGUUUACAUUAUAGACAUUAUACUUCAACUACUAGUAUAAGGUGUAGAUUUAAAUACAUUUUUUAGCUUCAGUGCAGUGCUGAGAAGUUUUAUUUAUUUUUGUAUCCGAACAUAUGAUAUCUAUGAUAGCCACAGAGCCAAUUUUUUCUUCGAGUUACUGUUGCAAAAUCAAUAUUUUUUUAAUUAAUUAACACUGAAAUAUUUCAUUUUAAUUCUUUGAUCUAGCGUUCCAUUGAAAAUUGUAAAAUAACUGUGAAACUCUUGAGCCGCGUUUACGCUGCCGCCCAAAAUAUAUUUAUUUAUUUAAUA